Cyphellophora attinorum is the source of this 1515-nucleotide messenger RNA. RefSeq lists its product as uncharacterized. Gene Ontology annotation, cellular component: membrane. The record is from RefSeq and is a predicted model, not a curated record. Gene Ontology annotation, biological process: fluoride transmembrane transport. NCBI's taxonomy places the organism in Eukaryota, Fungi, Ascomycota, Eurotiomycetes, Chaetothyriales, Cyphellophoraceae. Gene Ontology annotation, molecular function: fluoride transmembrane transporter activity. Bases 1 to 1515 code for a protein of 504 amino acids. The transcript has 2 exons.
AUGACUGCCCCAGACGAUGAGCAGCGUCGGGCCAGACAACAAGAAGGAAGAAACAACAGGCGGCCCAGCCGUGGAUGGUCGCAGCAGCAGGAGGAGGAAGAGGACGAGGAGAAUGGGCUCACUGAACUGGCAGCGCCUGCCCCAGCCUCGCCAGAGCAGCAUGUGGACGAUUUGAGCCGGGAACAGUCAAGAGCAGCAGAGGAACAGCGCUCCGUGUCCGAAGGCGAUGAGGCCGGGCUUACAGAGGUCGCUGCCCCAGUUCCAGUUGCUGAACGGGAGAGCGGAGACGCGCUAGAAGACGAAGAAGAGACAGUAGCAAAGGCAGUGUCUGACGGCGGCAGCACAUACGAUUACGUGGAUGCUGGAACAGCUUCUGGUGCCGCUCCUGAAAAGGCACGUGGCAGUCAAGAGUCUGCGCCCGCCGAAGGAUCGGGCGAGGAAGAGAAGGUCACCGGCUCGGCACAAGCGAGUAAAGCAGCGACAGCUUGGAACGAGGCCGUCAUCGCUGGGUGUGGAGGCGCUGACAACAUACCCAUCCACCCCUUUCGCGUCGACCGUCCUUUGGGCGAACUUGGGAGGUUCGCUCUGCCUGGCUUCCUCCUCGAGGAUCGCCGGCUCUUUCGCAAGACAGUCCCGGCACAUCUGAUCACCGACAACAAGGAAGCGAUGCACGGACACAUUGCGCGUCAUCAGAAGACACUGCCUCUCUAUAUUGGUCUCGCAACUGGGUUCUGCGGCAGCUUCACCAGUUUCUCCACCUUCAUCACCGACGCCUUCCUCGCCCUCGCCAACCGCUUGGCUUCCGCAUCCCCAACAUCUCCCUACCACACCAUUCCUGCGACAUCGAUCUCUGCGCGCAACGGAGGCUAUAGUUUCCUGGCCGUCGUUGGCGUCUUCAUCGUUCACCCCGCUGUCUCCAUCAGCGCCCUCAAGACGGGUGCGCAUCUCGCCUUGGCCACAGAGCGGGUGAUGCCCGGCAUCUCCCAAAGGUUGUUCUCCCGCUGGCUUGACUGCAUGGUGCUAGCUCUGGGCCUCGGGUGCUGGAUCGGCGCUGUCCUCUUGUCAAUCUUCCCGCCCGGCCCUGCUUCGGCCUGGCGGUCGCGGGCCACGCUGCCGCUCGUCUUCUCGCCUCCGGGCGCACUGCUGCGCUUCUACCUGUCCAUGCACUUGAACUCGCGUGUGCCUUCUUUUCCGUUGGGGACCUUCGCGGCCAACAUCAUUGGGACUGUGGUUGAAGCCGUGUGCUAUGUCCUUCAGCACACAGAUAGGUUUGUUGUCAAGAACGACCUGGUCGAAGCGAGCACUUGUACAGUGCUUCAGGGGUUGAUGCAGGGGUUUUGUGGCUGUCUCACAACGGUGAGUACCUGGGUGGCGGAAUUAAAUGGGCUCAGAAGGAGGCAUGCGUGGCUAUACGGGCUCAUGAGUGUGGCAGUGGCGUUGGGGUUCCAGGUCGCCAUCAUGGGCAGUGUGCUCUGGACCCGAGGAUUUGUUGACAGCUGUGAAGCAUUUGCAUGA